UCUGUCUGUCCGUCCGUGCUAGUGUUUAUACUUUACGAGUUAAAAAAUUUGCCCUGUCCAAACUAAGGUGUUAAUGUGGAAUUACGAGCUUAACUCCUAAUUCUGACUCCAAAAUUUGCCUAGUUACACUUUGUGAGGUAAUAUUCAUCAUGGGAAAAAAACUCGUAAAUCUUGGACACAGCACUUGUCCAUUAUAUGGACAAGAGUGAAAGAGUUAUCUCUCUUUACCCAAUCCUCAGUUUUCCCGCUCUUUUUUGAAUGUCUAUUAUGAACAUUACCGAGGGGUUCCGAAAGUUGAUGACAAAGCAGAGAAGGGAAGCCAUCUUGCCAGCUGCUGAAUAUAGGACAGUGAGUGAGAAGAAUCAAGAUGCCAGGUCGUAAAAGAAAAAAGUUGAGUAGAAGUAAUAAUGGUCAAAGUGAAUCAAAAGGAUCACCAAAAUUGUUUAUGGAAGGAGACCCUAUAUUUUGCCUAAUGGAUAUGGGAGUAUGGUGGCCUGGAUUUGUGUUGGAUGUUUGUGCAAAUGGUGUUGUCUCUGUGGCAUUUUGGAAUGAAAAUUCUAUUGUGAAAAGAUCAUUGUCAAAACUUGUAAAAUUUGACAAGAAUUCAAGCUUGAUAAUAUCAUGUAUAGAAAAAUUAGAAAAAAAGAAACGCCACAGCUUGAUUAAAAAAUACAAGGAUGACCUAUGCUUUGCAAGCUCAGCGGAGCUAUCAUCUGACACUUCCAUCCCCUCAGGAGAUUCAACCUCUUUAGUCAGUGAAGAAAGUAUGACAGUCCAGUCCUCUGUUGCAAGCAUGGAUGCAACUGUGCCCUGUACAAGAACUGCAGAAGAAACUUCUGGAAUGGUGUGCUCAGCAACUGUGUCAAUGUCAGUGGAUGAAGCAAACAUGGCCCUGCGGAGUCACUUAACAGGUUUUGAGAAAAUGCUUCUCAAAACUCAAGAUCUUGUGGAAAUACGAGGCAAAACUGGUAGGGGUGUACCUGUCUUAAUCCCAAAUGAAACGGAAUAUUUGAGUGACCCAGUUGCCAGACAAAGGGCAAGCAUUCGACCAGAGAAUAACUACAUGUUUGCCAAUACCGGUCGCACUGUUGUUCGAGCAGGGGAAUCACUUGAUCAAGUGAAAUUCAGAAGUGAAGUUGAAUUGAGAUUCUAUGCCAACAACUUGAGAAAACACACUGCAACAAUUGCCCAGGCCCUUAAUCUGAAUGACACCGAGAUGAAAUAUAUCUGCAAUCACCUUGGCCAUACACAGAAGGUCCAUGACCUCGUAUACAGACAAACAUCUGGAGUGAUCGAGAGAUUAGACAUUGCAAAGCUUAUGUUAAUUCAGGAAUUCAACGUUGCUGGCAAAUACCAAAACAAGAAGCUGUCGGAGAUUCAGUUUGACGAACUUGGAACACUUGAGAGAAAAAUUCAAGACCAAGAUCAAGAACAGCAAGACACUGAAAAUGCUGCUGAUCAAGGGAAAAAUGUGGAUGAUGACAUUGACAUUGAAGACGACUUUACAGUGUGUAGAAAAAAGGCUAAGAAAUCUGAAAGAGUCAGACGGUCUCCAGCUGAAGAAGAGGAGAUAAAGAAAUACUUCUCUCGUUAUUUUGAGGGACAUUUUCAGAAGAAAUGCCCCUCAAGGGAGCAUUGCCUUGAUGCUCUUAAAAAAAGCAAAGAAAAUGGUGGAACAAUUUUUAAGAGAAAAUGGGAAACCUUGAAAAUAAAAGUUUCCAAUAUGUUAGUCAAGAUUCAAGUAUGAAGUAGCUUAUACAAUUUUUAACUCACCUGAGCAGAAGGUUCAAGUGAGCUUUUCAGAUCAAAAUUUGUUUGUUAUUUGUCGUAGCUGUCGUUGUAGUAGUAAACUUUUCACAUUUUAACCUUGUUCUCAAGAACCAAUGAGUCAAUUUCCACCAAACUUGCCAAAAAGUAUCCUUAGGUGAAGGGGGUUCAAAUUUGUUUAAAUGAAGGGCCCUAUUCCAAAGGGAGAUAAUUAUGAAUAAGUAAAAAAUUAAUGGCAUAUGUUAAAGAUUUUCAUCUCAAGAACCACUGGGCCUGGAAAGCUGAAACUCAAAUGGAAGCAUCCUCAGGAAAUGUAGAUUCAAGUUUGUUGAAAUCAUGACUCCUGGGGGUAGCACGGGUUAUCAAAAUUUAACAUAGACAUAUAUAGGAAAAAUCUUCUUCGCAAGAACAGGAAAGCUGUGAUUGGUCAUAGUUAAAUGAUAGUAUCCUCUGGUAGUGUAUAUUUGAUGUAGUUCAAAUCAUGACCCCCCACGAUAAAGGGGGGCCACAAUUGGGAAUCUGAGUUUCACAUAGGAAAUACAUAGGAACAUUUUUAAAAAUCUUUUUAAGAACAGCAAAGCCAUGAUUGGUCAGAGUCCUCUUGUAGUUUAGAUUCAAGUUUGCUCGAAUCAUGACCCCUUGGGCAAAGAUGGAGCCAUAAUGAGAUAAAAAUUUUUUUAAGAAGGAAUUCAUAGAACAUUCUUUAAAAUUCUUCUUCUUGAGAACACCAAAGCUCUUAUUGUUCAUAUCAUAUCAUUUAUAUGGAGGCAUCCUUGGGUAGUGUAGAUUCAAGUUUGUUCAAAUCUUUAUCUGUAGGGGUUGAGUGGGGCCACAAUGGGUGAUCAAGGUAAUAUGUAGGAAUACAUAGGGACAAUUGUGAAAAUUUUUAACAAGAACAAAGCUAUCAUUGAUCAUCAUUAUAAAAGCAUUGAAAAAAGUAAUGUAGAUUUAAAUUUGUUCCAUUGACCAACCAGGAGAAAAGAGGAGCCAUUAAAAGUGGAUUAAAGUUAUACACAGGAUUAUAAAGGCUAUAUCAAUAAAUAUUUUCAUCUUGUAAACAACAAAGUUAUUUUGUAUCAUGUUAAUUUAAAAGCAUCCCCAGGAAGUAUAGAUUUAAGUUUGUUCAAAUACCCCCUCCCCUUUUUUCUCUGAAUCCACUUUUACUAGUAUAUUUCAAGAUAAGAACUGAACUGAUUUUUGCUUUUAGCCAGUUGCUCAGGUGAGUGAUGUGGCCCAUGGGCCUCGUGUUUUUUUUUUUUUUUAUUGUAUGACACAAGAACUGAGAUCAGAGAGGAUCAACUUGCUUUUUUCAUUUUUGUUUUCCAUAAGGCCUAGAAAAAAAUGUUUGUUUCCUGUACCCCGGCCGACCCAUUCAAAUUAGCCUCUUGUUGAUUUUUCUCCUGCUAAAUGGCAAAACUGUGUUUGAUCAAAUCAGCUGUUUCCAUUUAUUCAAAAGAAAUUAGUUGUAGCUUUACUUGAGACAUAAAAUAUAUCAAAAUACUUAACAUUAACCCUAAAUAUAAAGAGUAAUCAUUACUUUAAAAUAAAUUUCCCCCACAUCUUUUUGAAGUUUGUUUUCUGUCGCUUUGCAGCCAUGUUGGUUGUACACUAUAAAUAUAACACCUGGAUGAAUCAGUCCGAGAAUGUUUUUGGAGACUGUUACAGGAAACAAACAUAUUUUUUUAAGCCUAAAAGAAAAUUUGAUGUACUGAUUUUUGUGACUUAGUAAUGGAACUUGUUUGGAGAAAUUUUUGUUACACUGUUGAACAUUUGAUAUGAUGUAGUGAAAUUUCAACUCAAGAUGGAGGAUAUUCCAAUUGGAUUUAUAUUAUUUCAUUCUCCUUAUGACUACUCGGAAACAUGCUCUUUUUGCUCAGAUUUUGACAUGGAUGUUUUGGAAAUAUAUAUACAUGGAUUUUGUUGUUUAACUUUUUUAAAAGUACCAGGGAAAGAGCCAAUGCAUUUAAAACAAUGAGAUUUUAAGUUUUGAAGUUUUUUAUCCAAGAAUUGAGUGAUAGACAUGUGACAGGUUUGAGGAAAUGUAUAAAGGAUUCUAGAAACAACUAUUAAUGGACUGAAGCUUUUGAGGUGAAGAAAAAGGAAAUGUUUGCAGCCAUGUUGGUUGUACACUAUAAAUAUAACACCUGGAUGAAUCAGUCCGAGAAUGUUUUUGGGGACUGUUACAGGAAACAAACAUAUUUUUUUAAGCCUAAAAGAAAAUUUGAUGUACUGAUUUUUGUGACUUAGUAAUGGAACUUGUUUGGAGAAAUUUUUGUUACACUGUUGAACAUUUGAUAUGAUGUAGUGAAAUUUAGUGCAACUUGGGAUUUUUUUUAGUCACAUUAACCAAAGGCUAAUGUAAGCUUUUCUAAUCACAAAGUAUCCAGCAUCUGUCUGUCACUUUUUUUCUUAAUUUCAGAUAUUGUAGAUUCAGGUUUUUUCAUAUUAUGACCCCCUGAGUUAGGUCACAACAAGGGUCCAAGUUUAAUGCAGUAAUAAAUAGGAAAUAUCUUAAAAGUCUUCUCAAGAAUAGCAAAGCUAUUGUUAGCCAUAUUAAUUUUUAAAAUGUAAAAUCUUUUCAAGGAAUAGCAAAACAUAAUUCAAAGCAUCUGUAUUUAGUGAAGUUUUAUUUUGAAAAAAUCUUUAAAAAGUCUUUCUCAACAACAACAAAUUCAUAAUAAGCAAUAUAUAUUGAAUUAUUCUUUGAAAUGUGCAUUAAAGUUUGUUCAAAUUUUGACCCCCUGGAGUGGGGAGAAGUUGAUAUAAGAUUUAUGUUGGGAAAUAACCUAGAAUGAACAUUUUUGUCUGGUUAGUGUCAUGGCCAAUUGGCUCUUUUGUUAAUAUAGCCAAAAGUUUCAAACAGACAUGUAUGACACUAUACAGGUAUGAUCAGAAAAAGAGAAAAAAACAUUGGCAAAUCCGAAUUUUAAAUGUAUGUACAUCUAUCUUGAAAUACAUUUACUCUCAUUUUGUAGUAUAUGAAAUACUGAUUUGGUUGGAUUUGUAUGUUGAACAUUGAAGAGUUAAUCAAUUUCAAUUUAUGACUGAAAAAGAAAAAGAAAAAGACAACAACAUGUUCCUAGAAAAAAAAAAUCGCUAGAAUUUGUAAUUGAAGUAUUGCUACUUGAACAAGUUUUAUCACCUAAAAUUGGGAUACCUUACCAGGAGUAUGGGCAAGACACCAGAGGGUGAUAUUUCUUAAAUAAUCCCUAUAUAAUCCCAAUGAUUAAUCCCUUGAAUCGCUUAUCUCAAAAAUUUUUAAACAUUGAAAACAAUUUAGAAAUCACUGAAGAAUGACAAUUAUGAAUAAUUAUUGAUAUUAUACCAUAUAUUUGAGGAACAUGCUGUCUGUCCUUAAGUCCUCUAAGCUAUGGUCUUAGGGCCUGGAUUUAAGUUUUUAAGAUAACAAAGAUUAUGUAUUUUAUUUUGUUUUAAGAAAGAUUAUGUUAUUUUAGUCUUGGUAUAUUUGUUUUAAAAAGAAAAUUUGUAAUCUUACUUUGUUGCAACAAGCACUGUCAAAUAAAGUAUAUAAUUUGUUGAAA
Molecule: messenger RNA, 5309 nt
Organism: Magallana angulata
Lineage: Eukaryota; Metazoa; Mollusca; Bivalvia; Ostreida; Ostreidae
Exons: 13
Coding region: 368-1747 (459 amino acids)
Source: RefSeq, a predicted model, not a curated record